This is a messenger RNA of Eucalyptus grandis, 1104 nucleotides long. Its product is annotated as heavy metal-associated isoprenylated plant protein 39. The coding region runs from base 412 to 867 and encodes 151 amino acids. The record is from RefSeq and is a predicted model, not a curated record. The transcript is spliced from 3 exons. Gene Ontology annotation, molecular function: metal ion binding. NCBI's taxonomy places the organism in Eukaryota, Viridiplantae, Streptophyta, Magnoliopsida, Myrtales, Myrtaceae.
UCUCUCUCAACCUUUCUUCUUUUUUCUCUCUCUUAUUCUGCAUUUCUUGUUUUGAUCCGGAUUUUUGUGGACACAGCCAUCGAACCCCCUCUGUCCAUACGCCUCCAUUCUUUUUCAACAUCCCCAUUAUUCCAUUACGUCUUCUCUUCACUUUCCAUUCAGAACACCCAUUUGCUUCCCUCUCCCUCCCUCCUCUGUCUCUGUCUCUCUCUCUCUGUCUCUGUCUCUCUGUUGUUGUUCACAUUCCACUCCUCCGACUCACUACCAACUUUCUCUCUUCGUCUCCAGUUUUGAUCUACGCAUACCUUGAUAAGCAGGGUAUUGAAAUGAAGGUCCGAUCGCCUCUCCAGGAUCUCAAAUAAGCUCGUAGUGAAGUUGGAUCUACACGAUGACAAGGCCAAGCAAAAGGCCAUGAAGACAGUCUCUACUCUUCAAGGGAUUGACUCCAUCUCCAUGGACAUGAAGGAAAAGAAACUAACAGUGAUUGGAACAGUCGACCCAGUGAAUGUGGUGAGCAAGUUGCGCAAGUACUGGCAAACAGACAUAAUCACAGUGGGGCCAGCAAAAGAGCCUGAGAAGAAAGAGGAAGCAAAACCAGAAGAGCCCAAGAAAGAGGAAGCAGCUAAACCAGAAGAGGCCAAGAAAGAAGAAGCGAAACCAGAGGAGGGAAAGAAGGAAGAACCCAAGAAAGAAGAGCCCAAAAAAGAAGAACCGAAGAAAGAGGAAGAGCCGAAGAAGCCUCAGGUGCCUCAGCCUGACCCUGUCCUUGAGCUUGUUAGGGCAUACAGGGCGUACAAUCCUCAGAUGACCACCUAUUACUAUGCCCAAAGCAUGGAGGAGAAUCCGAAUGCUUGUGUCAUCUGUUAAUAAAUAAAACAACGAUGAGGUUUUGAGGGGAGGGCAGGAAUUAAUUGCUUCAGGUUCUAGCGGGUGAUGAUGGGAACUGAGUAUCAUCGGUUGUAUAGAGAGGCAAACACUCUCAUCUGAGCAUGGGUCCAAGAAUCGUUGUAAUGUAUAUAAAGAUUGCCUCAUUUUUACUUGAGCUUACUCAAUGGUAUGCAGGGAGAAUAAAUAAAAAAUUUUGUGGCCCCAUCAGAUAUAUAA